AUGCUGGAUGCCCCAUCUGCACCAGCACCGGCACCAUCGCCACAACCUUUGCCGCGAGAUGGACAUAUGAACGCAGCUGAGAAAGCUGAGGCUGAGCGAACUCGCGUAUUCCUUGUCGGGGUCGGGGGCGCUACGUGCUCGGGAAAGACGACUCUCGCCAAGCAUCUGAGAAAUGUACUCCCUAAUAGCUUCAUCAUUCACCAAGACGACUUUGCGCCGCCUCAAAAUACGCUUCCUAUCCAUCCCGAACUCGGCGCAGACUGGGACUCUGCCCCAACGGCCAUUGACUGGCCCCGUUUACGAUCCUUCCUACAUAUAGUCAAAGAUUCCGCCACCAUUCCAGCCGACCAUUCAUCACACGACCACUUGAACGCACAGAAUCCUGUACCUGUCACAGACGAUACGUAUGAUCGUGUCAAGACCCGCAUAGUGCAGAAGCAGCGCGAGAUUGAGAAGCGAGAAGGCGUCCGUGUCGUAUGGGGUCUCGUCGACGGUUUCUUGCUAUACUGGGAUAAGGAAGUCGUUGAUACGCUCGACGUGAAGAUCUUCCUUCGUGUACCACAUGAAACUCUCAAGCAGCGCCGGGAAGAGCGCUCAGGUUACGCUACUGCGGAGGGCACGUUCUGGAAGGACCCUCCUGGGUACUGGGACAAACUUGUAUAUCCAGCCUACGUCGAGGCACACCGCCAUAUGUUUGAAAAUGGGGAUAUCGACAAUGGCGCGCCAGUAUUACCAGGGCUCACGCUGGUUGAACCGCUUCAACUCCCGAUGGAUGCCGUGGUCGAGCGCGCAUGUUCCGUGAUCGAGGACGCCCUAGAACACCGGAAAUGGCAUUAG
Messenger RNA from Peniophora sp. CBMAI 1063, 837 nucleotides. Lineage: Eukaryota; Fungi; Basidiomycota; Agaricomycetes; Russulales; Peniophoraceae. The record is from the annotation of a GenBank genome assembly.